GUGCAGGAGAACAUCGAGCGGUUCUUUACCCGGUUCGUGGAGGAAGGCAAAGCCACCGUGCGCCUGCGGGAGCCGGCCGUGGACGUCUGCCUCAGCAAGGCAAAUGCCAGCAAUUUGAAGAAUUUCCUUUCAGCUGUGAGACUGGCUCACCAAGGGACCGAUGCAGGAGCUCUGCCUCUCUCAACUCUGGUACCAGCAAAGAACUCGGAAGUGGAAAAACCGAAGACAAAAAUGAUCAUAACAUCACGAAGGGACUAUCCUCUCACCAAAAACUUCCCUUACUCCCUCGAACAUCUCCAAACCUCAUACUGCAAACUUGCUCGGAUUGACACGCGCGUGCUUUGCUUGAAGAAACUCCGAAAACUCGACCUGAGCCAUAACCACAUCAAGCAGUUGCCAGCCACUAUUGGUGACCUGGUAUGCCUUCAGGAGCUCAAUCUGCACGACAACCACCUGGAGUCCUUCAGCGGGGCUCUGUGCAACUCCACCCUUCAGAAAUCGCUUCAGUUCCUGGACCUCAGCCAGAACAAAAUCAAAGCACUUCCAAUUCAGUUCUGCCAGCUGCGAGAACUCGUUAAUUUAAAGCUGGAUGACAACGAGUUGAUUAGGUUGCCAUUCAAGAUUGGCCAGUUGGAUCAUCUGCGCUUUCUGUCGGCAGCUCGGAACAAACUUCCCUUCUUGCCCAGUGAUUUUCGGAAACUCUGUCUUGAGAACUUGGAUCUCUUUGGAAAUCCUUUUGAGCAGCCUAACCCGCUUGUUCCCAACAUACAACUGAAAAUACCAUUGACUUUAUUAGAGUGUGCUGCAAGAGCAACCGUAAACUACAGAAUCCCUUAUGGUUGUCAUCUCCUUCCUUCUCACCUCUGUGAAGAUCUGGAAGUGGCUAAAACGUGCCAGUGCGGAGGCGCCUGCCUGAGCAGCUUCAUUCAGAUCACAGUGACCAUGAACCUCCAUCACGUAGCUCACACCGUGGUGCUGGUGGAUAACAUGGGAGGUACGGAAGCGCCCGUCAUCUGCUACUUCUGCUCCCUGGACUGCUACUCACAGUUCCUGGACCAGUACCUGCAGAGUAACGGGUGA
This is a messenger RNA of Mesitornis unicolor (brown roatelo), 1080 nucleotides long. RefSeq names its product leucine rich repeat protein 1 (gene LRR1). Gene Ontology annotation, molecular function: protein binding. The transcript has 3 exons. Lineage: Eukaryota; Metazoa; Chordata; Aves; Mesitornithiformes; Mesitornithidae. The annotation marks the transcript as partial. The record is from RefSeq and is a predicted model, not a curated record.